AACUCGCGGAAAAUCUUUGCGCGCGCGGAAAUUGGCGUCCAGAGAGGAAAAGUCAGAAACGAUCUCGCACUGUCCCGAGAUACUUUUCGACUCACGAGCCGCAUUCUCCUCGUAACUUUCGUAGAAAACUUUUUUCCACACCGUUAGUGUUUUGUGUUUUUAUUAUCAUCCAAUUUGUUCUCUUCUGGCCCAAAACCCACGGCGCAAGUUUAUUUCGGGCUCAAUUCGAUGGCACGAUCCAUCAAUAUCGCAAUCCCUCGCGAUCCAGGGAACAAGUGUCCAAGAAAGUGCCCUAAGAGAGUGAUUAAGUGAAGUCUAGGCAAAAUUGCAUAAAUUCUCCCUAGGACAGGUUGCAAGAUUGAGUGACAGGGAGGUGUGACCAUAAAGUGAUUAAGUGCUGUGAAUGCCAAAUGAUCGGAAGCAGAACCUUGAGCUUCACACUGAAGUUUACAGCUUCCUCAUUGAGUUGGACAGCAAUAAGGCGAAAACCAAUCAGACAUCUACCAUGGAAGAUGACACCCUCAAGUCGUUGAGAUAUUGCUUUCAGCGAAUUCUUGUGCCAUGUGUCGUUAUCAUUGGAGUUCUUGGCAAUUUUGUCACCGUUAUUGUUCUCACGAGGAGACGAAUGAGAUGCUCUACAAAUGUUUACCUAACUGCACUGGCUGUAGCCGAUAUGGUUUUCCUCCUCUUCAACUUCAUCCUGUCGCUGCAGCACUAUCCCAAUAUUAAUCGCGCCAAGUAUGAGUUGUACUGGCGAACAUAUGGAUUGUCGCAUUGGUUCUGCGAUGCUUCAUCGUACUCAUCCAUUUACUUGACGGUCAGCUUUACCAUUGAGCGCUAUAUAGCUGUUUGUCAUCCGAUUCGGGGUCAGAUUCUCUGCACGGAGUCCCGAGCCAAACGGGUCAUCGCCGUGGUGGUUGUACUAUGCUUCCUGCUCACCGGAACGACAUCCUUUGAGUACCAGCUGGCCACAACUGAGCGUCACGUCACUAGAAUUUCAAGGGAGUUGUGCGUCCCCCUUGAGGCCAAUGCCACGUCAGAUUCCACGCCACAGAAUGAAGAGGUGGAUGCCACCACAAUAGGAAUGCUAUCGAUACUAGACGUAUAUGAGGAUACUGUGCAGGCCUCAGAGAUCGAUAAUCAAGAUUAUGAGUUAAAUGCCAUGAAUAAGACCGAGGAAAUUGCUGUGACUAACAGUACUGCAUCAAAAGACGAUAUGUGUGUUGUGGAAAUCUAUUUCAAAGCCAUUCCAUCGGAACUAGGAAAGAAUAGCACGUACAGGACCAUUUUCUACAUCAUGACAUCGGUGCUCUUUACUUUCUUGCCCCUCAUUCUUCUGGCCACAUUCAAUUGUUUCCUCAUUGCUGCUGUUCAUCGUUCGCACAAGAACCGCCAUCAAAUGACAAACACCCGCCAGGGAGACACUUCCACGAGUCAAGAAAACAAGGUGACGGUGACACUUAUUGCUGUGGUACUACUUUUCCUCGUCUGCCAGACACCAACAGCGGUUUUCCUCAUCUACACGUCUUGGGCACCUGAGAGUAACGAUCAACGCUCUUUAAAUUUAAACCUGGCUAUCGGAAACAUUUUAAACUUCCUUGUGACGAUGAAUGCUGCCUGUAACUUCUUAUUGUAUUGUGCCUUUUCUGCCAAAUAUCGAGCAACCGUAGCUCAUCUUUUAAGUCGACGACCCAAAAGACAAGGAACGGUAUCAUCUCGAUUUUCUCGGUAUGCAACUCGAGGAACAGUGGACCAAAGUUUUCGACGAAAGAACAGCACUUUUGGGGCUUCUGGACCUCCGAUAGCGCGAAGCAGAGGUCCUUCGUUUUCCUUAGCUCAUAGACCAUCUAUAACACCUUCGGAUAUGGAUAAAUUAGACACAUCUCGGCAUGGUCCACAGGUCAUGAGGAAUUGCAGUAGCAGAAGUACCACGUCUAGACGGAGACAAAUACUCUUUCAGGAUUCAAAUAGCAACAGUCGUCGUCCGAGUCUAACAAGGAGUCAAUCUUUAAUCCUGCCAGUAGUACCAAGACACUCCCCUGACUGCAAAUCAAACCCCAAUAACUUCUAGCGCUCAAGUACUCAUUUAAUUUAGGCUUAUCCCCUCGAGAACAUGUACAUAAUAGAGAGUGUAUUUGUAUAUGUUAACAAGAAAAUUUAAUUAA
This is a messenger RNA of Phlebotomus papatasi, 2165 nucleotides long. RefSeq lists its product as uncharacterized. Gene Ontology annotation, molecular function: G protein-coupled peptide receptor activity. The transcript is spliced from 10 exons. The record is from RefSeq and is a predicted model, not a curated record. Lineage: Eukaryota; Metazoa; Arthropoda; Insecta; Diptera; Psychodidae. The coding region runs from base 404 to 2071 and encodes 555 amino acids. Gene Ontology annotation, cellular component: membrane. Gene Ontology annotation, biological process: G protein-coupled receptor signaling pathway.